GGUUUGGUGCAUGAAUUACACUUGGAUUCUGGCAUUGAAUACACAUGGCUUCUUGCAUGAAAACCAUUUUUCUUGGUGCAUGAAUCACACUUGACUUCCUGCAUGAAAUGCUCAUGGAUUUAUGCAUGAAUAUCAAUUAACUUCUUGCAUGAAAUACAAGUGGCUUCUUGCUUGAAUUGUGCAUGCCGUGGUGCAUAAAUAACAACUGGCUUCUUGCCUGAAUUACAAGUGGCUUCUUGCACGGACUACGCAUGGUCCGGUGCAUGAAUAACAUUUGGCUUCCGGCAUGAAUAACACUUGGAUUCUUGAUUGAGAAACUUCUUUAUUUUGCUUCUAUAAAUAGAAUUCCAUAAUGUAAUUUAUGUAUCAUUGAAAAAUUAGAAAAUCAAAGUGUGUGUGUUUCUGAAACAGAGUGUCUAUGUUUUACCUUACUGGUUCUGAACUGUGGAAGCAGGCUAUGACAUGCAAUUUAUAAACUGGACUAAAGAUGUGAAUAAAUUUAUGGAAAAUUUGUCACAUUUAUCUUUCAAUGGAAAUGAUGCAAAUCAAUCUACCAUGGCAGAAGGCUUAGCAGAAGCUCUAGUGAUGUAUCCAAAGCCAUGUGAUACAAUGACAGAAAGAGAAUACUAUAUUUCAGAAAGACAUUGUAUUCUAGUUGCUCCAGGUGAUCCUGCUCCUAAGAGUAUGUUAGUGUGUCUGCCAAUGAUUCAAAGAGCUCAAGUUAUUGGUCAAAGAUUAAAGGCUUGUCAGGCCGAUUUUCUCGAGGUCGCCAAAACAUGUAUCCCGCUAUCUGUUUCCCUAUCAGUGAUAACUCCUAAUCCAGUUCCAAUUUUUGGAGCCAUAUUUAAUAUGGGAAACAAUGCAUUAACAUUGUCAAAUGCUCCAAUCUCAAGUUACAGCACUGGCCAAUUGACUGUUUUACUGUCAAAAAACUUCAGAGAGGCACACGUUGCACUGAAAGAAAAAGGAAUAAUGGAAUAUCCUUCAACAACAAGUGUAGGAUCAAUCAGUGCAGCACCUGAUACAACACUUUUCAGAGCUUUCUCUACCAAUCUUCAAGAAGAACAAGUCUCCUCCUCCAUGGCAAUAGGGGACACAAUACGUGAAACUGACAAUACUAUAACACCGGAGCCUGUAAGCACCUCGCAGCAUAAUUCUCAAGAGAACAUUGUUCAAAUGAAUCUAUACGAAGAUAUCAUGUCCGAGCUUGACGACGAUGAUCUUUUUACACCGAAUAAAAGAUCAAAAACAUUUGCACCACUAGAGGAUGACCCUGAUCUGCAAGAUUUUUUCAAAUUUGAUCAAAACCCUUUUGAAGGUUUUGACCAAUUCAUCAAACAAGAUCAACAAGUAUUCAACCAACAAGAGAUUCCGACGGAAGAAGCUGUAUUCAACCAACAACAGAUUCCGACGGAAGAAGCUGGAGUAGAUUUUGCAAAUGAGCUGCAAGAAAUUCUGAAUGGUGCUUCAAGGAAUACAUCAACAGCUCAAACUGCCAAUGUUGAAUGUACCACAAGUUCAUUUCAGGAAGUAAACAAAUAUGUUGCUCCUGCUUCAAAUGUCGGAGAAGGGUCUUCGACAGGACUACUUCAUGAAAGCAAUUUGCAAUCAUGGUAUAAUCCUCAUGCCAUGACGAGCACAUCAAAAUUGGAUUCUCAGAGUUUCCCAACUAAUGCUUUCAAUGGGAAUAUGACCAGCACAUCAACAUUGGAUUCUCGUAGUUUCUCAACUAAUAAUUUCAAUGGGAAUUUUACAUUGUCUAAUGUAAUGGGCAACUCUCAGAUGCAGCAACUUCAACCAGGCUCAUCACAAAACCAGUUUUCCAUGUCUCCUGGUUUUGCUAGAGGACAAGUGGGCAACUUCUCGGUUCAGCCUAUGGGACAACAUUUUCAGGCCUGCAAUCAGUUCCUGAGGAAUAAUAACACGGCAUCGUAUAAUCUUCCUGCAUUUGGAGCAAACACUUGGCUUCGUCCGAUGCCAAGCUUGUCUCCCUCGUAUCCGAGUGCGAGCAUGUGUUUCCCUACCCUCAAAGAAAUACAAGACUAUGUUCAGACGUGGGAGGGCACAUUAGCAGGAAAAAUUACGUCGAGUCGCAUAACCAUCCUGAGAGCAAAGGCUUUCAGGAAAUCAAGUACGCCACCAACGCUUACACUUGACUGGCCUGGUAGGUUGGAGAUUAGCAACUAUCUACCUCAAAAGGCUCUCCUCCAUACCAGGAGAUUUUCCCAGCCAAUACAUUAUCUUUUCUUUCAUGUGGCUAAGUACAGCAAUGUAGAUCUAUACAAUCACUGUAAAACCAGAAAUAAUUGUGCAAAAGUAGAUCUACAGUUCCAAACAAUAAUAUUGUCUCCAACUGAAAGGGAACCACUCUUUGUUGGAACAGUUUUCCCUGGGGGAACGAUAUUUAUAGAACAAGCAUAAUAAUCAGAGAAUAGAAGUCUUCUUUUUUCAUGUGAUGAAGCUGGUUUAAUCACAUGAAUACCUUCAAGGAGAUGGAAGUUUUCUGUGUAUUAUAAUAUUUCCAGGAAGACUUGAUUAGGAACAUGUUAAUUAUCAUUGUAAAUAUAUCUGAGCAGCAUUCAUGAAAAGUAAAGCUUUUUGUGUUGAUUACCAUUGUAACCAAACUUUAUCCCACUAAGUGGGAUCGGCUACAUGUAUCAAAU
Molecule: messenger RNA, 2663 nt
Organism: Medicago truncatula (barrel medic)
Lineage: Eukaryota; Viridiplantae; Streptophyta; Magnoliopsida; Fabales; Fabaceae
Product: mediator of RNA polymerase II transcription subunit 25-like
Exons: 13
Coding region: 463-2421 (652 amino acids)
Biological process (GO): positive regulation of transcription by RNA polymerase II
Cellular component (GO): mediator complex; transcription regulator complex
Source: RefSeq, a predicted model, not a curated record